Molecule: messenger RNA, 2241 nt
Organism: Lycium barbarum (goji berry)
Lineage: Eukaryota; Viridiplantae; Streptophyta; Magnoliopsida; Solanales; Solanaceae
Exons: 4
Coding region: 374-703 (109 amino acids)
Source: RefSeq, a predicted model, not a curated record
UUAUGUAAGCUGCCCUAAAUUGUAUCCACAUCGAUUUCAAUGGUCCAUUUAACCCAUCUUGUUUCAAUCGGCCUAUGUAUUUAGCCCCUCCAAGUUUCUACCCUACGUCACUUCAUUUCCUUCUCUCUUUCCAUUAGGGUUUCUAGCCAUGGCAGCGGUCUACUUUCCAUAUAAUAAGUUGUUCAAAAAGAGUCAAUGUAAAGGAUGCGCAUUGAAUGAUGGAUUUAAUUAUUUAAAUAUUAAAGAUUUAGAACUUAUUUUGGAAGUUGUGGGGCCAACUUCUUUCAAACUUGCGAUUUUGAGUAUUGCAACUCGUGUAGAUCAAAAUCUCUUCAUUGAUGCUUGUCUUUAGGCAUCAAAUAAUAACAAUCGUAUGAAAGGUUAUUUCUUAGACUUUAGAAGGGAAAAUAAACAAUUAAUUAAUAAAUUAAAUGGUGUUCCGACCACGACUACGAUUGCUUCCCUGCUUGACGACCCAUUUUUGGGUCAGUAUGAGCCUGUCACCUACUUGGUAGAAGCAGACCUAUUCUGUUUCAUGGAUACUUGUCUCCACUAUGUCUGCAAAUAUGGUUUUAAACCAAGAGACUGGUCAAAUGCAAUUAAUAAUAAUUGUUGCUCAACAGGAUCAAAAGGUACCUGUCAAAAAGACAUUAUCAAACAUCUAAAGUUUCGGAUCCCAAGACUUCAAAAAUUGCACUGUUAACUGCCUUCGGCUUUCAAGCUGAAAAAAUCUGCCGCGACCACUUUAAAGACUACUUUAAAUUAGGCGACAUCCUUCUCUUUCAUGUACAACCAUUUCUAACAGUUGAUGAAGGAAAGAUUACUCAAGUUAUUAGGGUAAUUGAAUCCCGACCAGGUAAUCUUGUGUUUUGGUUAUGUUUUGAUGUCCCCUGUUUUUUUACAACAAAUGGCGCCUGAUUCUGAUUUUUAACAAUUUUGCCACUUGGGAUAUCGUAAAUUGUUAGUACAUUUUCCUACCUUUUGAAAGUUACCUCUCAAUUGCUGUUAGAUUUUUUUUGACAGAAAAAGAUCUUCAAGAUUAGUGGUCUUAUUGCGGAUUUCACAGUCCCAGCCCCUGCGAUAUAUUUUCUCCAAUAUCUACUUUUGUUGUUUUUCAUUUAUUUAUUUAUUUGCUUGAAAAGAUAUAUUGCAUAUAUGUUUCAUGUUACGGGAAGGAUAUACUCUAUUAUUUACAAGAAUUCCUAAGCAAAAUUAGGGGCAGAAUCAAUAGCUACUAUAUGAACUAAGCAGUUUGUGAUGAUUCCCUUCCGCGAAGAUGUGUGAUAAGUGGUCUGGCGUAUCCAAAUGGUCCAGCAGUAACCUGCAAUCUAUUGUCAUAUGUGAGAAAUUCGUGAAUAUUACUUGUUGCAAGUAUAGAUAAUGUGUGUGUGAGUCGAUGUUAAUUUCGAGCGGAGUUAGAUUAAGUGCUCCUGUGAUUUCCAGUCCUUUGUUUUAGUCCUGGAAUUUCAGCUCCUAGGCAUGAAAUAUCAUUAUUUAUAGUUUUCGAGAACCUUUAAUCCUUUCCCCUCUAUAGGCUCUUAUGACAUCUCGUAUGCCACUUUGUCUAGUUUUAGCGUAAAGACACCAUUUGUGUUAAGCCAGUCAAGUGGGUCGCGCCGCGCCGCGCCGUUGUUAAGGGGCCGGGUUGGGGAGGGAAAAGGGUGUUCGGCCCAGCCCCUAUCCGAAUACACCUUAGCCUAACCGGGCAGGGCAUGGUUUUGUUAGUGGGCCGGGCCUUUUUUUAAAAAUUAAAAGUUCUAAUACAAAAAUAGAGUUUUACAUUUACUAAUAAUAAUAAAAUUUACAUUUUACAUCUAAUGAUAAAAUUGUUAAACUAAAAAAAAGUUUAAUCAUUGUUAAAUUAAAAAAGCUAGCCGUUGUAAAUUUAAAAAACUAGUCGUUGCCAAUUUUCUUUGAAUCCCUAAAUUUAUGAAUAAACUACACUUUAGUCAUAUUUUCAAACUGUAAAUACCCCUCCAUUCUUCUUCAUUUUCACACAAUUCAUCCACAAUUCUCUCUUUAUCUAAAUUUGCUAUUCAACUAGUAUGCAUUACUACUUUCAACUUCCAUGGAUAAUCCUCCACCUCCACCUUCUCGUCGAGUUCGAAGAUCAACUUCAAGUGCGGUGUGGAUGCAUUUUGAGCGAGUAAAUGAGGAACAUGUUAAAUGUCAACAUUGUGGUGACAUAUAUCUCCAUAAGUUCGGAGCGCCGGAUAUUAGACUAUUAGGGUGUGUGUGUGU